Molecule: messenger RNA, 948 nt
Organism: Nasonia vitripennis (jewel wasp)
Lineage: Eukaryota; Metazoa; Arthropoda; Insecta; Hymenoptera; Pteromalidae
Product: venom allergen 5-like
Exons: 5
Coding region: 97-792 (231 amino acids)
Cellular component (GO): extracellular region
Source: RefSeq, a predicted model, not a curated record
GAUUUGCGAGUUUGGAAAUCAGUCUUGAAUUUUACAAGGAGUGGUUCAGUCUUCUCUACUUGUGUUAUACCUAAGCAUCAUCAUUACUCUGGCGUCAUGGCCGCACGAAUCGUUGUAUUGUUCGCGUUACUCGCAGUGCUCUGCGGACUGUCCAGUGCGCAAAAUUACUGCAAUAUCAAGACCUGCCGAGGUAGACCACACACGGCUUGUAGAUUCCAGUCUGCUCUGCCGGCGUCUCGAUGCACUGGUUUGCAACAAACUGGCCUCACAUCCGAAGAGAAGCAGAAGGUCUUGAAUCUUCACAAUGAGCUGAGACAAAGGGUAGCCAGAGGACAGGAGCAUCGCGGAAGUCUGGGACCUCAGCCAGCUGCAACCAACAUGGCUCAUCUAACGUGGGAUAAUGAAUUGGAGAAGAUCGCGCAAACCUGGGCUAGUCAGUGCAACUUCGCUCAUGAUUCUUGCAGAGAUGUCGAACGUUUCAAUGUCGGUCAAAACAUCGCUUACACAGCUACCACGGGAGACAUCAGUACCUUAGACGUUGAACAGUUGGUCAAGAACUGGUACGACGAAGUAAAGAACUACAACCACAACCAAGUUGCUAGAUUCGGUGCCGUUCGUGGAAAUGGUGGAAAGCAAAUUGGUCACUACACUCAGCUUGUUUGGGCUGAUACUACUAAACUUGGCUGUGGCGCCAUUAAGUACAAGGAUGGAAAGUUCAACAAAUUCUACCUCGUCUGCAACUAUGGACCGUCCGGCAACUGGAUUGGAGAACCAGUUUACCAGACUCGCUAAUUUUUUUUUAGUUUUUGUUUUUGAAUAGAUCCACGUUUAUUUUUAUCAUAAUGUUUUGUGACAUUCUAUGUAAAUAUUAUUUAAAAUCAAGUAAAGUUUAACUACAUAUAACAUUUAUAUGUAGAAGAAAUAAACUGAAAAUCGUGUCAUCUAAAA